Gossypium raimondii (Peruvian cotton) is the source of this 324-nucleotide messenger RNA. RefSeq lists its product as uncharacterized. Bases 1 to 324 code for a protein of 107 amino acids. NCBI's taxonomy places the organism in Eukaryota, Viridiplantae, Streptophyta, Magnoliopsida, Malvales, Malvaceae. The record is from RefSeq and is a predicted model, not a curated record. The transcript has a single exon.
AUGCCUAUAAAGGAAGAAUGCAAACCAGUCCAACAAAAGCUCCGAAGGAUGAUACCUGAUGUCCUGCUAAAAAUAAAAGAAGAAGUUAAGAAGCAGUUUGAUGCUGGGUUCUUACAGGUGGUCAAGUAUUCAGAAUGGGUAGCCAACAUAGUCACUGUUCCUAAGAGAGAUGGGAAAGUGCGAAUGUGUGUAGACUACAGAGAUUUGAACAAAGCCAGUCCCAAGGACAAUCCCAUUGCCCCAUAUCGAUACCUUAGUGGACAACACAGCCGGAUACUCACUGUUCUCCUUCAUGGAUGGUUUUUUUGGGUACAACCAAAUUAG